Molecule: messenger RNA, 951 nt
Organism: Tremella mesenterica DSM 1558
Lineage: Eukaryota; Fungi; Basidiomycota; Tremellomycetes; Tremellales; Tremellaceae
Exons: 3
Coding region: 230-925 (231 amino acids)
Biological process (GO): translation
Cellular component (GO): ribosome; mitochondrial large ribosomal subunit
Molecular function (GO): structural constituent of ribosome; rRNA binding
Source: RefSeq, a predicted model, not a curated record
AAGCCGGGAAGACGGGGGGUUAAAACUAAUUGAUACUUGCUGAGAGGACCAUACUCUUCAAGGAUUAAUCAUGAAAUUCUCCUCUCAACAUGUUCUCCGCCCCCUUCGUCACACCCGAACCUUCCAUUCUACACCUAUGAUUUCCUCUCAUAUUGGUCUUAAACCAAUUCCUAUCCCUCCAUCAGUCAUCUUAUCACUACCACCAUCAUCCAUAUCCCCAACAUUACCUAUGACCUCUCCACUCGCUCAAAGAUACAUAACCGUCACUGGACCCUUGGGUGAACAGGUCGUACCUAUAUUACCACCAAUUAUAUUAUCUCCUCUUUCCCAGACUUCUUUUUCCUCAUCUUCUUCUCCUACUCCCUCUUCAAAUUCGACAUCUUCAACGGACGACGCGACUCAACAGAAAGAAUCAAAUGAACAACCCACCCCAACAUUAUCACUCACAAUUCAUAAUCGUGAUUCCAAACAACAUCGUUCUCUCUGGGGUCUUACUCGUUCUCUCAUCCAUAACGCUGUUCAAGGAGUGACAACAGGAUAUACCCUAGAAUUACGUUUAGUAGGUGUAGGAUAUAGAGCUAGUGUUGAACCUAUCCCUCCUGUUUUCUUGGCAUUACAAGCUCAAGUACCUAGAAUAGCAAGACCUAAUAAACCUGGUUCACCACCUUAUGUCCUUCCUCCUUUACCGGAAAAUAGAUUGAAUAUAAAAUUGGGUUAUGCUCAUCCUGUUUUGAUUGAUAUUCCAAGAGAUAUAGAGGUGGAGACACCUCAACCGACUAAGAUCAUCUUGAGAGGUACGGAUAAACAGAAAUUAGGUAGGUUCGCAGCGAAGAUUAGAAGAUGGAGAAAACCAGAACCUUAUAGAGGAAAGGGUAUAUUCGUUGGAGACGAAACGAUCAAGCUUAAAGAGAUCAAGAAGAAAUGAACUUGCAUGCAUGUGUCAUCUACCCC